Messenger RNA from Microtus ochrogaster (prairie vole), 1920 nucleotides. RefSeq names its product caveolae associated protein 4 (gene Cavin4). Gene Ontology annotation, biological process: regulation of gene expression. Gene Ontology annotation, cellular component: cytoplasm; caveola. Lineage: Eukaryota; Metazoa; Chordata; Mammalia; Rodentia; Cricetidae. The record is from RefSeq and is a predicted model, not a curated record.
AUGAUCCAAAGAGAAAAACUUUGCUCAGUGUUCCAAGCUGCUUUGCUUGGCUUGCAGGCUUCUUAUGAGUAACACAGUGACUCCAGUGAACUUCAGACAGCUUUCCCUUCCCACCCACAUGGUCUUAUUUGAGGCCCUUAGUCAGUCAGCAAGCAUGUUUGGAACUGGCCCCGGUGCUUUGCAAGGGCUCGUGUUGCAGGACGGUCACGGAUGGGCAUUUGUAGUUAUAAAUACUUGACCACUCUCCAGGGUGCGGCUUUCAGCCCUUAAAAGCGGCUUCGUGUAGCCUGCUACCGAGCCGACUUUUGGCUUCGAGUAUAGGAACUGAUUGCUAUAGGACAUUAUCUGCUGAGGGAGAAGUAAGAUGGAGCACAACGGGUCUGCUUCCAGCGCUGGUAAAAUCCACCAGAAUCGAUUGUCAAGUGUGACUGAAGACGAAGACCAAGACGCCGCUCUUACGAUCGUGACUGUGCUGGACAGGGUGGCCACCGUCGUGGACAGUGUGCAGGCCAGCCAGAAGAGAAUAGAAGAGAGGCACCGGGCGAUGGAGAACGCCAUAAAGUCUGUCCAGAUUGACCUGCUGAAGCUCUCACAGUCCCACAGCAACACGGGCUACAUUGUCAACAAGCUGUUUGAGAAGACCCGGAAAGUCAGCGCUCACAUCAGAGACGUGAAGGCCAGGGUGGAGAAGCAGCAGGUCCACGUAACCAAAGUUGAAAGCAAGCAAGAAGAAAUAAUGAAGAAAAACAAAUUCCGCGUGGUAAUAUUCCAGGAGAACGUUCGGUGCCCCUCAUCCCUGUCUGUUGUUAAAGACAGAAGCCUGCCUGAGAACCAGGAGGAGGACGAGGAAGUCUUUGAUCCCCCGAUAGAGCUCUCCUCGGAUGAAGAAUAUUACGUUGAAGAAAGCAGAUCCGCCAAGUUUAGGAAGUCAGGCAAGGAGCACAUUGAUCAUAUCAAGAAGGCAUUUUCCAAAGAGAGCAUGCAGAAGACGCGGCAGAAUUUUGACAAGAAAGUGAGUGGAAUUAGAACUAGAAUCGUCACACCCGAGAGGAGAGAGAGGCUGCGGCAGUCAGGGGAGCGGCUCAGACAGUCAGGGGAGAGGCUCAGACAGUCAGGAGAAAGAUUUAAGAAAUCAAUUUCAAAUGCUGCCCCCUCAAAGGAGGCUUUCAAGAUACGCAGCCUUAGGAAACCAAAGGAUCCCAAGGCGGAGAGCCAGGAGGGAGACAGAGGGAUGGGUGUGGAUAUCAUCGCAGGUAGCCUGGCGCUGGGGCCCAUCCAUGAGUUCCACCCUGAGGAGUUCAGUGAGACAGAAAAGGAGGUGGCCAAGGUAGGGUGCAUUCCCCAAGAAGGAGGGGAUCCUCCACCUCCUGAGCCUUUGAAGGUGACUUUUAAACCUCAGGUGAGAGUAGAAGACGAUGAAUCGCUCCUGUUGGAUUUAAAGCAGUCCUCGUAGAGAGGAAUUAAGUGUGAGCAUCAAUCUCAAGUCCCGUGGUCAUGGUUUGAAUAGAGUAGUCAUUUUUUAGUCACACACAGUAGAAAGGCAAAUGUUACAAAAACUUCAUUUCUUACCUUUAAAGUUCUAAAGAUUAUAAAAACUUUAUAUACACAGCUUUCUUAUAAGUUCUUCGGGAACUUAAAUUCUAUUUCCCCUGAUAAUAUAUAUCACUCUGAUAGCUUUUAUUCCCCCUAGUGUCACACCUUUUUGUGGCAGUUCUUGGCCAAUUAGAACAUAGUUGCAUGGCUUAGGUGUUUAGAUGCUUGGUUAUCCGUAACACAGGAGGGGCGAAUCUGCUCAUCGUUCACAAGCAAACUGUAGCUUUGGGUCAGGAUUAACAAACAAGUCCAGUCUCAAAGGGGAGUAGCUGAUGAACAUAUUGUGUUAUCCAGAUGUUCACGUCUGGAGAUUCAUUAGUGGAUCAG